This is a messenger RNA of Arachis stenosperma, 793 nucleotides long. RefSeq names its product 40S ribosomal protein S19-1-like. Gene Ontology annotation, molecular function: RNA binding; structural constituent of ribosome. The record is from RefSeq and is a predicted model, not a curated record. Lineage: Eukaryota; Viridiplantae; Streptophyta; Magnoliopsida; Fabales; Fabaceae. Gene Ontology annotation, cellular component: cytosolic small ribosomal subunit; ribosome. The transcript has 4 exons. Gene Ontology annotation, biological process: ribosomal small subunit assembly; translation. The coding region runs from base 167 to 598 and encodes 143 amino acids.
UGCCAAUUACCAAAGUGGGUCGAAUACUCGAACAGAGGAAAAAAAUAACAGAAAGUAGGGUACAAUAAUGAAAGGAAAACCCUAACUAACCCAAUUUUGAUUCAUAUAAAUAUGAAUCUGAAAGAAAGGAAGAAACUUUGUUGAUGCCACACACUCUGAUUCGGCCAUGGCAACUUCGAGGACAGUGAAGGAUGUCUCUCCUCACGAGUUUGUUAAAGCUUACGCUUCUCACCUUAAGCGUUCUGGCAAGAUGGAGCUUCCUGAAUGGACAGAUCUUGUAAAAACUGCUAGGUUUAAAGAGCUUGCUCCCUAUGAUCCUGAUUGGUACUUUAUUAGAGCAGCUUCUAUGGCAAGAAAGAUCUAUCUGAGAGGUGGUCUUGGUGUUGGCGCUUUCAAGAGGAUUUAUGGUGGUAGCCAGAGGAAUGGAAGCCGUCCCCCACAUUUCUGCGAGAGCAGUGGUGCUAUUGCUAGACACAUCUUGCAACAGCUGGAAAGCAUGACCAUUAUUGAGGUUGAUCCAAAAGGGGGUAGGAGAAUAACUUCAAACGGACGAAGAGAUCUUGACCAAGUAGCUGGGAGAAUUGUGGUUGCUCCUUGAGAAUGGCAUAUUGAGAACUGAUGGUGGCCCUCUACUAGAAUUUAAUUUUGCUAUCUUUUUUUUUUAUCUGUCUGUAUCCAUUCUAGUUUGGAGUUUUGGGUGAGGUUUUGUUUAAAAUUACCGUGUUAUCACGUGUAAGACCGAAACAAAUUGAGUUAUAUUAAAAGAGUUGUGCAUUUUUGGUUUAAUUUUUAA